ACAGACAUGCUAAUUGUUGGAGACGACCAAAUUGGAGUAAGGCGUCACUCUCAUUGACUGAGACGGUCACCACCCUUGUUCUCGAUUAACGAACUGCUCUGAGCUGCUGCUCUCCUCUACGAUCGACUCGUCGAGCUCGCUGUCAUGAACGGCGUCCGCAGGUUUCUCGGCGCCGCCGCUAGCCUUGGCCAGCAACAACAGCAGCAGGAAUUAUCACACCCCUCUCCACCUCUCAGCAUCGUCAAAAAUUCCAAUCCUUCCUCAUCUCAGCCUCCGUCUUCACCCGUCAACACAACCUCAGCGUUGCUCAUUAGGAAACAUUCAGCCAAACCGUCCACCGAUACGUCUUCAGAAUCCCGUUCAUCACUUUCCUUGUCCCCAGUCAGUACCAGGUCUCCCUUACCGCCUCUCCCCUUGCAACUGCACCAAGAAUCUUCGCCCGUAGCAGGGCCUUCAACAUCUCCAAUACAGAGACCUGCGAUUCCGCGAGUCCAAACAGCUCGGAAACCUGUUCUUGACCAAGACUCGAAAGCUCCAAAAUACACCACGGGUGUUCUCAACAUUCGCGACGAACUGAUAUUCAGUUUGCUUGCUAGCGAGGCAGUAGUUGCCAGCACAGACUUUCAAAUACUUAGCGCAGAGGAAGUAGAAGAUCUCAAGAAGGAACAACAUAUCCUCAGCACCCGCCUCAAUGCUCUCAAUAAGAAACUCACCCUCGAAACCAGAAUUAGAGAUGCCGCCGUCAGUUUAUCAAAAGUUAAUCAAUCCACCAACAAGAAGAUUGCCCAGAAAUCAGUCGAACAACUUGAAGCUGCCAACAAGCGCGUUGAUUCUGCACAGAAGGAAUUUUGGCAACUGUCUGAGAGGGCAAACGAAGUUCACCGAAAGCUGGUCGAGCAUCGAGCGGGCGUUUUGAGCUGGUCGGUGAAGAACAUGGAGAGGAAAGUGAACCCGAUGGCGAAUGGCAAAGGCAAGGCAUCCCUGAACGGUGUCAACAACGGUGAUUCUGGCUACGAUUCACCAUUAAGUCCCACUUCCUCCAUUUCCUCCGCUAAUGGCAAUGGCGCUAUCCCUCUAGACGGAUUUCCCUUUUUCGCUGGACAUGCCAACACAACAGUUCCUUCGAAACGCUCACUCAAAGACCAUGCGUCAUUGACCGCUGAAGUUUGCUACCUUGAGGCGAACCUCAAAGCUGCCACCGCGUCUCUGGCCGAAGCGACGAAGAAGCAAGGCGAGAUGGCAAGGGAGCUCAACAUGUUACGUUUGGAAAAGGAGGAAGUAGAAACCAUGUUGAGUAUAGACCUUCAAAAUGCACAAGAGACUAUUGCUGCAUUGGAGAAAGAGCUUCCUGCAUUGGAGGGCCUAGAAGCCCAGUUCAAUGCCUUGAGAGAUGAGAAGGUUACAUGGGAAGCGGAACGGAGUGAGUGGGAGAAGGAGAAGGAGAGAAGAGGGGAGGAAAGUGAGAAGGUAGAGCGCGCUGUAUCCCAAGAGAAGGAGGAGGAAAUAAAUCACCUCAAGGCAGAGAAUCGAAGACUCGAGGACGAUAUCAGUCGAUUACGAUACGACAACGAGAACCUACUCCGGAAAGCUGGGGAGGAAAUUGAUGAAGGUAUUGACGCCAUUCAGGACAUGGUACAGAAACACUCCAUACCAACAAUGUUCACAAGAAGAGAAUCCUCAACUUCUUAUGCCCUUCUUCUGGCCAUGGUGGACGCAGUCGACAAGCAUCUCACUGACUUGAAAUCCAGACUGGAGGAUCAAGCGCAAUCCGACGUCUCAUGGCAAAUUUUGCGACGUAAACUGGAGGAAGACGUACGGUUAGGACUCGACAAAAGAGAGGCUUUAAGUAGGGAACUGGAAGAAGCUCGGAGAGAACGCGAAGAAGCUAGAAGGGAAAACAGAGAGCUUGAAACGAAGUUGAGGGAUCAGCAAGAGAACUCAAUGUCGAUGUCGAUCGCCUCUUCUGGCGGUGCCAGUCCGCCCUCAUUACCUUCCUUAAUUUUCCCAUCUGCAUCUGAACUAGCCAAUGAUUCAGCCGCGAGGAAGAUUAUCGCAAUCUUGCAACCCAUAUGGGCGAUUCUUCCGUCACCAGAAGCUCGGGCGGCACAAUCCAAUGCCCAGCGUUCUUUCCGUGCCGGAGGUUCACCUGGUUCACCUUCAUCGCCAGGGAGCCCCGGCUUCAUCUCUCGCGAGCUUUCGUCGACACCACCCAAGUCAAUUGCCGAGUUGGAUGUUCGAUCUCUCAAAAUUCUCUACGACAGUCGCACUCUGGCGCAACAGCAGCAAGUCCAACAGCCCUUCUCUUUAGAAGGACUUGUGGCGAGGGUUCAAGCGUUGGUCGCUGACGACCGAGCGCUCAUCGCCCGGUUGUUGCGAUUUGCACAUGCACAUGACAUGCUCAAGAAGAAUGCUGAGAGAGCUCAGAAGCUGGCGCAGGAGAGCAACGUGGCCCUUGAGACUUACCAAAAACAAGUGCGUGUAUUAGAAGACAUGGUUGGGAAAGGCACUGUUGCGCAAGAUGAGUUGCACAACCUCUACGAAAGCAUAGAGCGCAUUUCUGCCGAAAAAGCCGAGAUCGAGACGGAAGCCGCCAAGCAAACAGAGAUUUGCAAACAACUAACGGAAGCCAAUGAUACAUUGAGUGCACGCGCUCUCGCGUUGGCAGAUGAGGCUGCCGCUGCUCCGGAGAAAGCUAGACAGCAAUUGGAGGUGCAGCUGAACGAGUUGAAGAAGGCUUUGGACGCGUCGAGGGAUGAAGUGGAAGCAUUAAGGAGAUCUGAGCAGAAUCAGGGUAUGAUGCUGAUGGAUGAGUUGAAUGCUGCACAGACGGAGAAUGAUCGAUUGAGAGAGCAGCUGAGAGCAUUGAAGCGGUGAAAUACCGGCUACCAGUGGACCAUGUUAUUCCCUAUUUCCUGUCAUUUUAUUAGCAUUCAUUUCACACAUUGAUUAUUAUGUUAUCACAACCAGCAAAUCUCCAACACUGCUCACUGUUCUUCAAC
Messenger RNA from Marasmius oreades (fairy-ring Marasmius), 2999 nucleotides. RefSeq lists its product as uncharacterized. The record is from RefSeq and is a predicted model, not a curated record. NCBI's taxonomy places the organism in Eukaryota, Fungi, Basidiomycota, Agaricomycetes, Agaricales, Marasmiaceae. The coding region runs from base 145 to 2874 and encodes 909 amino acids. The transcript has 3 exons.